Molecule: messenger RNA, 3315 nt
Organism: Darwinula stevensoni
Lineage: Eukaryota; Metazoa; Arthropoda; Ostracoda; Podocopida; Darwinulidae
Source: the annotation of a GenBank genome assembly
GGGUGGAGAGCGCAAAAUACAGACACUCCGGCUCAGUGUAAUCGUAGUGGAGGGAAUCGGUUGGUGUGGGGAAGAUGUCGGCUUCGUCCGCGGCUUCCGCGUACGAUUUUGAUCUCAUGCUCAUCCGUGCCUGGGAUCGCUCUCAUCCGCGGACCAUAUCUGCGGCUCGUCCGUUCUCUGGAUCGGAUACCGAACAUGCGACGUGGAAUUACGGUUUCUCCCACUGUGCGCCACCUCCACCCCCAUCCGUGCGUUCGAGGUGUGUGAAGCCGCCAAGAGCCCCGCCGUCCACGUGGGGACGGCGGCGGACGUCCUCGUUCACGCUCAGCCGUUCCCACGACAACGUUGCCUUCCUGGGACUCAGCAACUCGAAAACAUCGUUGAACCGCUCUAAUUCCCUCAAUCGGUCCGGUUCCCUCAAUUCCCUUCACAGGAAGGUCAUGGCCGUAGCCAAACGGCUGGGUGAAGCCGUCCAGUGGUCGAGUUCAUCCAAGUCCACUUUGGCAUCUCCCAACAGCACCUUCAGAUAUUCUCACCCGGCGUUCACAUUCCCUAGGAUGCAGAGCCCAGACCAAGAGAGUGGGAUAAGUAGUGGAGGCAGCAGCAGUGGGGGGAGUGGACCCACCCCAUCUUCGGUUCUCCUUCCGGUCCGCAUGAACAGUCAGGAAUCAAGACGCAGCUUCAGCAGCCUGGAUUCAAGCACUGUGGGCACCCAUCGCCUUUCGGGGCAGUCUUUCUCAUCCUCGUCGUCCUCAUCCUCAUCCUCGCUGGCCGUUGUUUCAGACGACCGACCGAGCUUACGGCUCUCCCAUGUCAACAUCCACUUCCUCAUCUCUCAGGGUGUCCCUGAUUCGGAAGUGCUGAAUGUUUGGCUGUCGGACUUGGGUCUUCAGGAAUACUACCCUCAUUUCAUCAAGGCUGGCUAUGACAUGCCCACCAUAUCACGAAUGACUCCAGAGGACUUGACAGCUAUUGGAAUCACGAAGCCAGCCCAUCGGAAGAGACUGAAGGCAGAGAUUGCCAAACUGAACAUAUCUGAUGGCCUACCUGAUCAUAUCCCUGAAAGCCUGAAUGCCUGGCUCCAUGAACUGGGCCUGAGCGAAUACCUACCAACACUAUUGGCGCAAGGCUUUGCCACUGUGGACCAAGUCCUGGAACUCCAAUGGGAGGAUCUAGAGGAGAUAGGGAUCUCAAGGCUUGGUCAUCAGAAGAAGGUAAUGCUGGCCAUCAAGCGAAUGAAGGAGAUCUUGUCUGGGAAGAGGCGUCCCAGCCACUCUGACAACCACUCCCCACGAAGAUCCUCUUUUUCCCAGGAAAUGAUAGCCAUCACACCUCAUAAGAUGCAUGUGAGCCCAAUCCUUCAUAGCAUUCCACCUGACACAGGAGGAGGGGUGAGCAUUGGAGGCUCUGCAGCCCCCUAUGUCACCUAUCAUAAACAGGCUUCUGGAGGAAGCUCAGACAGGCUCUACAUGAAUUUUCCUCCCCAGAUGAAAACAUUCCAUUUUCCUGAUUCCCCACCUGGUCAUCCUCUUCGCCCCACCAGGCAAAUUUCUUCCCCUCCAUUUUUCCCUCAAGUCCCUGCAAUCUACCGGAGGAGUUUUGAAGACAGCGAUCUGUUGUCCAGUACUCGACAAGUGCAGCAGGCUCAACAGGUUGUCUCAUGUGGAGGUGGGACGCUUCCUCGCCCAGCUGGAAUCAAUGGAAAGCAACGUCCUGUGGCAAAGAUUACAGCUAAGGUCAGAGAUGACCUCUUGCCUCCUCCACCUCCACCCCCACCCCCUCCAUCGUGCCAUUCCCCACCUAUCCCUGAGGAUAAGGGAUUUCCUCCCUUGCCUCCUGCUCAUCUUCUUAGUCCACCUUCGACUGAUGGAAGCAAGUCUUCCUUCCGGCCAAGGCGACAGGACUCGAGCUGUAGUGUCAAGUCUACAUCAAGUACUGAGUCUGACUCCCUCCCAUUUGCCAAUGAGGAUGCAGGGACCAUCAAACAGAGGUCUAGACAUCAGCAGCAACAACAACAACCAAGCCAACAAGACAGCCCUUCAGGUGGUGCUACUGCAUUUUGGGGAAGUUCACCAAAGCAGAAGCCAAGAUCGGCAGAUGAUGGGUCAGGGGAUGUCCUCAACGACAUUGGGAACAUGCUGGCUGACCUCACUGAUGAGCUAGAUGCCAUGCUCCAACAAGAGAAUCAGAAUACAGCCAGAUAUUGACACUAAAGCAUAGUGGUACAAACAAAAUUUUCCUGCUGUUUGCUCAGGCAGGCCUCUUGUUUGUUGGUCAGUGCAGUAUGUGCUCAAAGACAGAAUGGGGUUGCUUGGUGAGUAGGUACACCAUGCUCUAUCCUCCCUUUGAGGCUAUGACAUGUUCCUAGUCUCUUUUCCAGGCUAACAUUCAUGAGCUUUCUCAUCAUUUGGCAAUAACUUGGUGGUUGGAAAGUUUUUUUUAUAUUAGGGACACCCCAUCAGUAUUCUGUGGUUAAGGGAAGUCUGUGUUUUUAGUUUCUGUGUGACCAGUAAUGACUCAUGCUGUUUUUUGAUACCCUCUCAGGAUCCUCCUGACGUAGGAGAGCAACUAAGUAAAAUCAAUUAAGAGGAGACAUGGCAGAGUGAGGAAGUUCCUUGUUUUCUCUGUAUUUGAGAACACAAGUUGCAGCUUUAAAAUUGUUCACAUCAGUAUCAUGAUCCUAAACUUGUGGGGUUUCCCUCCUUAGUACAGAUGUCUCUUUGAUUCGAGUGCCAUCAAGUGGCAGCUCUGACGUUGAAAUAAUUCGGGUUCUUGUGAUAGUGAAUUUCUGACAAAAACACUCUUAUUUUUGAGAAGUAUUGAUUUUUGAAAGCAGGAAGCAUAGAAGGAAAUAUUUGUUGCUGUCAUUUAAGUUGGCAGUUGUUUGCUAUGGAGUAGUAUUGUAUAAGUUUAUUUUGUGGGUACAUAUUUUAUGUACUCAUUUGAUGCAAUGCUGGCACAGGAGCCAUUAUGAAUGGUAAAUGUGCCAAUGGGCUUAUUUGCUUUGAGAGUGAACAAUUACAAGAGGUCUUUCGUUGCAUGGCUUUAGUUCUCUUGCAAUCGAGCAGCAUUUUUGGAGUUUGAUUUUUUUUCCUUUUCUGACUUACCCUUUUGUUCCGAUUGGCUGAUUGCAUUCCAGGAGACAGCACAUAAUAGAGUAUUAUUGUCUAAUUGUGUGCAUUGGAUGAUGUGAUAAUUAUUUUUAAAAACAAAGCUCUCCUGUACUGCUACUCCUCCUCUUCCUUCUCCUUCUCCUCAGCCAUAGAAUACCUCUAUGGAAUGGUGAUGAGAAAUGAACUUUGUUCAGGACAAUGG